Molecule: messenger RNA, 2243 nt
Organism: Coccidioides posadasii C735 delta SOWgp
Lineage: Eukaryota; Fungi; Ascomycota; Eurotiomycetes; Onygenales; Onygenaceae
Gene: KEX1
Product: Cell death protease
Biological process (GO): apoptotic process; proteolysis
Cellular component (GO): trans-Golgi network
Molecular function (GO): serine-type carboxypeptidase activity
Source: RefSeq, a predicted model, not a curated record
CCUCUCGCCAUUUUGACAGGUAUGCAAUGCUAUUUGUCUCUCUUGGGCUCUUAACCUCUCUAUUUUCUCUCGCUUUCUUCGGUUUCUUCGUCAAGGGAAGCUCCAUGUUCCUGCGGCAAUUCCGCAACCCGCAUCGAUAGGCCCAUUGUUUCAACCAAAAGAACAUCCAAAUCCUCACGGAACAGGCGUCUUUUUCCAGAGGCAAAGACCACCAUUUCAUACAUGAUUUCUAAGUAUCGUUUGCAAUAGUUAGUUGAGUGAAGAGUUCCAUUCAGGCGUGGGGACUUGUUCUGCCGGAGCGGUCAUCGCUGCCCACCAUGCGCUCGACAUCCACCUUUACUCGAACGCCGGCGUUCCUGCUACAUACAUUGGCGAGAUGGCUUUUAGUAUGGGGGGUAUUGGGAAGCUCGGUUGUUGCUGAAAAGAAGUGUGCUUCGAAUUACUACGUUCGUUCGCUCCCAGGACAGCCGGACGGUCCCCUACUGAAGAUGCAUGCUGGACAUGUCGAAGUUGACCACAAAAACAAUGGGAACCUUUUCUUCUGGCAUUUUCAGAAUCGUCAUAUCGCUAAUCGUCAACGAACUGUUAUUUGGCUAAAUGGAGGGCCCGGGUGCAGCUCUAUGGAUGGCGCUUUGAUGGAGAUUGGACCGUAUCGAUUAAAGGACGAUCACACCUUGAUAUAUAAUGAAGGAUCUUGGGACGAAUUUGCGAAUAUCUUGUUCGUGGACCAGCCUGUUGGCACAGGAUUCAGUUAUGUCAAUACCAAUAGCUAUAUCCACGAACUGGACGAGAUGGCAAGCCAUUUCGUCACGUUCCUGGAAAAGUGGUUUGAGUUGUUCCCUGAGUAUGAGCAUGAUGAUCUAUAUUUCGCCGGCGAAUCCUAUGCCGGCCAGUAUAUACCUUAUAUUGCUAAAGCGAUUUUAGAUCGUAACAAAAAUACCACAACCCAGGCACAAAGUCGACUCUGGAACCUCAAAGGCCUGCUUAUUGGCAACGGGUGGAUCUCCCCUGUGGAACAAUAUCAGGCCUAUCUAACCUAUGCCUACAAGGAGAACCUUAUACAAAGCGGCACCGAUGCUGCUAAACGGGUUGAAAGGGCACAUUCGGAAUGUAUAUCCGAGCUCGAUAGCGGUGGUAAGGACCGGAUUCACGCUGGCGCUUGUGAAAAGGUUCUCUCUGCAGUUCUUGAGGUGACAAGAGAAAAUGGCAAAUGUAUAAACAUGUAUGACAUCAGACUUAGGGACGAAUUCCCUUCAUGUGGGAUGAACUGGCCGCCAGAUUUAAAGCAUAUAACCCCAUACCUCCGUCGGGACGAUGUUAUCAGUGCUUUACAUGUCAACGAUGACAAAAGAACUGGCUGGCGGGAAUGCACAGGAGCAGUGUCGAGCAACUUUAAUGCGCGCAAUUCCAAGCCGUCAGUGCAAUUGUUGCCAGAAAUUCUCGAGUCUGGAAUCCCUAUUACCUUGUUCAGCGGGGCCAAAGAUUUUAUCUGCAAUCAUAUUGGCACUGAACAGUUUAUCCACAACAUGCAAUGGUCUGGCGGAACGGGCUUCGAGCUUUCGCCCGGAGUCUGGGCACCACGACACGACUGGACUUUUGAAGGAGAGGCCGCAGGCUAUUAUCAAGAAGCGCGGAAUCUAACAUAUGUAUUAUUUUACAACGCCAGCCAUAUGGUACCAUUUGACUUCGGGAGACGGUCGCGUGACAUGCUUGACAGAUUUUUGGGUGUUGAUAUCACUAGCAUUGGAGGAAAUCCUGCGGAUUCUCGCAUCGAUGGUGAAAAAGGAGCUCUCACUUCUGUUGGUAAUCACCCCAACAGCACUACUGCCGAGCAGCGCGAGAAGGAGAAACUCAAAGCUGCAACUUGGGCAGCUUACUAUAAAUCGGGAGAAGUUGCCCUUGUUGUUGUUGCCAUUGCUGCAGCUGUCUGGGGAUUCUUUAUUUGGCGCUCUCGUCGCCAGCGACAAGGGAGUGGAUACCGUGGUAUUUACCCAAAUCUCAACGGCCUAAGCUCCGGAUCUUUUUCCGGAUUCCGAAAUAAACGCUCGUCCCAUGAUGAUAUAGAGGCCGCUGCAGAUUUUGACGCUUCCGAAUUGGACACUUUACGCGGUACGGACGAUAGGUCCCGGGGUGCGAAUGGUCACGGCAGUGUAGGAGGAGAUAGCGAGGAUGAGGAUGAAAAGUUCGGUGCACAGAAGGAAUCGUACCAUCCUAGCAAUAUGCCUUCAUCAUCCAGCUCAUAA